Molecule: messenger RNA, 972 nt
Organism: Phaethon lepturus (White-tailed tropicbird)
Lineage: Eukaryota; Metazoa; Chordata; Aves; Phaethontiformes; Phaethontidae
Product: zinc finger protein 239-like
Exons: 2
Coding region: 1-972 (323 amino acids)
Biological process (GO): regulation of transcription by RNA polymerase II
Molecular function (GO): DNA-binding transcription factor activity; RNA polymerase II cis-regulatory region sequence-specific DNA binding
Source: RefSeq, a predicted model, not a curated record
AUGGACCAAGGAGAAGAACAAGAUCAUGAGGCCUUCAAGGAGACACACAUGGGUUGUGAGCUAGGUCCCCUUCCAGAUCACCUUGCAAGCACAGAUGUACAGGACGUGUUGGCAGAGGGGUCCAGGGGAGGAGAGGAACGGUUGAGGGACAGCCAUGGAAGUCAGCAUGGUUCCUCAGAGGCUCAGCCAGGUGACUGCGAGGAGGAAGAAGAGGCUAAGUUGCCUUGCUCUGAUAUCGGCCUGGUGAAAAGACAGGAGAGAAGGGUGGCAGCAGCCUCACGGCGAGCCCCUCACGCAGAGCGGCCCACCAUCUGCUCUGAGUGUGGCAAGGGCUUCAGUCGGAGCAUCCACCUCAUCCAGCACCAGCGAAUGCACACUGGGGAGCGCCCCUUCCUGUGCGGGGAGUGCGGCAAGGGCUUCAGCCAGAGCUCCCACCUCAUCCAGCACCGGCGGGUCCACACGGGCCAGAAACCCUACACCUGUGCCGAGUGUGGGAAGAGCUUCAGCCAGAGCUCCAACCUCCUCAAGCACCAGCGCAUCCACACCGGGCUCAAACCCUAUGUGUGCAGCGAGUGCGGAAAGAUCUUCAGCGACAGCUCCACCUGCAUCAAACACCAGCGUAUGCACACGGGUGAACGGCCCUACAAGUGCCCAGCCUGCGGGAAAAGCUUCAGCCAACACUCCCACCUCCUUCAGCACCAGCGAGCCCACGACGGCAUCCGGCCUUAUGCCUGUGAGCAGUGUGGCAAACGUUUUGGGCAGAGCUCUGACCUCAUUAACCAUGCUCGUACCCACACUGGCGAGAAGCCUUACAAAUGCAGCCAGUGUGGGCGGGGCUUCAGUGGCAACUCCAACCUCAUCAAGCAUACCCGCAUCCACACCGGGGAGCAGCCGUACCACUGCGCCCGGUGUGGGGAAAGCUUUCGGUUCCAGCCCCAGCUGGUGCGCCACCAGAAGCACCAUACAGAGUAG